Messenger RNA from Cicer arietinum (chickpea), 515 nucleotides. RefSeq lists its product as uncharacterized. The record is from RefSeq and is a predicted model, not a curated record. NCBI's taxonomy places the organism in Eukaryota, Viridiplantae, Streptophyta, Magnoliopsida, Fabales, Fabaceae.
UCAAUAAUUUUACAUUCAAAAUAAAAUUAUUUAUGUCAAUCAUACCAAUGCCAUGGCAACAGCAGCAUCUUCCUCACUCCUCCAACCGCAGCAGCAACAAGCAAAUUCAGGAGAAGUUGUUUCAACUUCAAGCUCUAGUAGUAGUGCUUGGCAAUCAUCAGGAUCUAUUGCACCAUUUUUUGCUGUGAUCAUUAUUCUUACUAUUCUUGCUGUGCUCUCUUGCUAUUUGAGUAGAAUGUGUAAUCGAAGGGAACUUACACCAUUGGAGAGUAUCAAAGGUAGAGGUUGUUUGGGAUGGCUGAAGCGUCGGUGUCGAGAGUGUAUGUGUAGAGACGUUGAAGUUGGGGGUGUUGGUGCUAAGGUUAUGGUUUGUGAUGAGGAAAAUUAUGAUUGUAAAGUUUAAAAUGGUGAUGAUGGACGUCUUGUACGAUUGAAUGUUACUAUACUUUAUGAAUCUAUAUAUAUUUAGCUAGCUACUACCUUAUCAAUUCAACAAUAUUUCUCGCUUUUAACCA